Oppiella nova is the source of this 1217-nucleotide messenger RNA. NCBI's taxonomy places the organism in Eukaryota, Metazoa, Arthropoda, Arachnida, Sarcoptiformes, Oppiidae. The record is from the annotation of a GenBank genome assembly.
ACAGAUCUGGAGGUAUUGGCACAGAAAAAACGGACACUCACUGUAGGAAGAGAAGGAAAAGCGAAACAAUUUAAUCAAAACUAAUCGACAAAAGCGUGACUUGACUCCAAAGACUAAUAGCAAGGUCUACACGACAUACUCGACCACAGCGUCGGACUCCAGUAAUAGCCCAACGGAUGACAGUGUGGGCUAUACUUCGGACUCAAACACUACUGUCCGACAAAUGGGCGACACAUACGACUCGGACCUUAACUCCCAUACCAAACACACCACUCAUGACACCAAUGAUUACCACAAAGACAUCACAGACUCCGAGAUCAUAGACUUCUUGGACCUCAUGAGUAAUGUCCGCAAACCUGUGGGACAGUCGGUGUCCGUCACACCUAUUUAUCGACCGCUUAUGGACUAUAGAAACCAAUUGAAUGACUUAGAGAGCAGUAAACUCCGGGAGCUAUUGACGGCUACCGAUAGUAUCAGGGUAUGGCCGGUGACGGCCUGGGAGGUCCGAAAUAAUUGGGUGAUGUUUUACAAGAUUAACGAGCAGACUAUGAAAAUGAUACAAAUGUCCAAAAGGUUGUCCGCAUUCAAUAGUCUGUGCGAAAAUGAUAGGAUAUCCCUUAUAAAGUACGGGUGCUUUGCACUGUAUUACAUGAGUAUAGUUCCCAAUUAUAACACCGAUAAGGACUGCUGGAGCUUUGAGACGUGUACUAAAGACAAAGUUAAAUUCCCUUUGGAAACAUAUAGGAGUAAACCACUAGGAGUAUAUGAGCAAUAUAAAUUAUUUUAUCAUAAAAUAUGCGGCGAGUGGGAUAUGGAUCCUGUGGUUCUCGACCUGUUAACAGCGAUCAUACUGUUUAACCCAAAUCGGCCUAACCUAAUAGCCAAGCACAUGGUCAAACUGCAACAACACGUAUACAUGUAUUUACUGCAACGCUAUCUACUAUUGAGAUAUCGCACGGAAUUUGAUUCGCAAAAUAAAUUCCUGAAACUAAUCAACGCGUUAACAGAUCUGGAGGUAUUGGCACAGAAAAAACGGACACUCACUGUAGGAAUGGGCACUCAGUCCAUACCCUUUGACCUCUUGAGGGAGAUAUUCGCCGAUAACUCUAAUACGGCAUCUAAUAUACUGGUGUAUUAAUUAAUGGUGUGUUAUAUGUAGUGUGACCAGGUCGAAAUACUUGUAACACUUGACCAUGGUCACGCUAGUUGUAUGUGAU